Molecule: messenger RNA, 1061 nt
Organism: Sinocyclocheilus anshuiensis
Lineage: Eukaryota; Metazoa; Chordata; Actinopteri; Cypriniformes; Cyprinidae
Gene: ak6
Product: adenylate kinase 6
Exons: 5
Coding region: 201-725 (174 amino acids)
Cellular component (GO): nucleus; cytoplasm
Molecular function (GO): AMP kinase activity; ATP binding; ATP hydrolysis activity
Source: RefSeq, a predicted model, not a curated record
GGCGUCAUCAACCACACGCCACAAUUUUCAACACGUUUUUACGUUGAUCAGUGCUGUGACAACCACAUAAGAAGAUAUGACCAACGGAUUAUUUACAUAUCAUAUGUUUUUGUAUGCUUACUGAUACUGAGUAUCCAGCUGAGAUUAGUGUAAAUCGAGUGUGUUAUUAAUUGCUCUAUUUCCACGUGUGAUAUCUUGCAAUGAGAAUCAUGAAGAGACCAAACAUUCUUCUUACAGGAACCCCUGGUGUAGGAAAGACCACUCUAGGCAAAGAGCUGGCUCAAAGAACAGGACUAAACUAUGUGAAUGUUGGUGAUUUGGCACAGGAGGGUCAGUUGUUCGAUGGAUUUGAUGAAGAAUACCAGUGUCCUAUUUUGGAUGAGGACAGGGUUGUGGAUGAGCUGGAGGACAAAAUGGGAGAUGGAGGCGUCAUUAUUGAUUACCAUGGCUGUGAUUUCUUUCCUGAACGCUGGUUUCACAUAGUUUUUGUCCUCCGCACAGAUAACACCAGUCUCUACAAUCGUCUUGAAAGCAGAGGAUACACGGGAAAGAAACUCCAGGACAAUGUGCAGUGUGAGAUUUUCCAGACUAUCUAUGAGGAAGCCAUGGAAGCCUACAAGGAGGAGAUAGUCCACCAGCUCCCCAGUAACACUCCUGAGGACCUGGAGAGGAAUCUGGAACAAAUUGUUCAGUGGAUUGAACAAUGGAUGAAAGACAACAAUUGACUUUAUCAUAUUAUAUGUCUUUAUGGCUUCAUUAUACGUGAAAGGCUCAAUCACUAUUUGAAGUUAUGUCAAAGUAGACAGACAUCACAUUUCAUAGUUAUUGUUGCCCCAGACAGAGUAUUGUUCUUUUCACUACCAUUGAGCUAAGGACUUAAAAUGUGUGGGGCUGUUAAAAAUGACUCGAUUUGAAAUAAGUUGAUCUUGCUUCUAAAAUGAAUGGAAGAAAUAACUAUUUUUAUAGUGUAUUUAAAAGAGCCUCUUUCUGUUGACUUGUUUUAUUUGUCUUGUUAUUCGUUGAUUAAAUUAUCAAAGAUAAAUUAAAAUUCUUUGAUUAAA